UGUCGCAGAUCACUUCGAAUGCUCCAACAAGAUGGCGAAAUUGGUACUAGCAAUCCUGGCAUUAUCUGUUUUCACUGCUCAAUGUGCAGUGCUUAGGAGUAAAGACGCACACGAGAGAGUAGAACGGUCACCAUGCGAAGUAUGUGGACACAGCUAUGGACCGCCGCCGCCGCCCCCACCACCAGCAUUCCCCCCACCGCCGCCACCACCAAGGAUCUUCCACGCUAGGCACUGGACUGGAUACGCCAGAAACGCUGAUGGCAGCCAGGAAGGAGUAUUCAGCGGUGCAGCCGCAGAAGCCAGAGGUGAUUCUCAAGCGAGCGGGCAAGCAUUCUCCGUAGCAGCUUCAGGGGCUGGAAGUGACUCGGGUGACCUCACACAGAACCAAGCUGGCCUGACCCAAGGCAGUUUAAGCCAAGGUACUUCUGGCGGCUAUGGAAGCAAAUCCAACCAAGGAGAUUACAACAGCAACUAUAAAGAAUCCCACUUCGCUUAUCAUAGUGGCGGUGAGAAGCACUCACAAUAUGGAGGUUCUAGUAAUGGUGGUUUCCAAGGCAACCAACAGCAGGCUCAAUCUGGAGGAUCUGCCGGUUAUGGAGGAUCUCAGGGUGGAUUUGAAGGCAACCAACAACAGACCCAAGGAUUUAACUCUGCUUCUCAAAUCCAAGCUCAAAGCAGCGCUAGCUCCGGAGUUGGUAACACAGGACGAGGCGAUCAAGGUCAGGAACAAUUCGGAAAAUACAGUUCUUCUGGAUCAGGUUCCGGGGCUGGUUACGGAGGAAGAGGUGACCAGGGGCAACAAGUGGAGCAGUUCGGUAAACACAGUGCUGGCUCACUCUUUGACUCAGGCUAUGGUUCUGCAGCACAAAGCGGAGCGCAUAGUGUAUCGGGAAGCGGAUCUCAAGGACACCAACAUGGACAAAGUGGUUCUCAAUAUUCGAGCGGACAAGGGUACCAUAAUGGAAAAUUCAGUGCUGGCUCGUCUUCAGACUCGGGAUAUGGUGCUGUGGCACAAAGUGGAGCACAGAGUGGAUCAGGAAGUGGUUCUCAAGGAUACCAACAAAGUGGCUCUCAACAUUCGAACGGACAAGGGUACAAUAAUGUUGGUUCUUUUGGACGUGAUGAGCAGCAACAAAUUCAGUCAUCUGGAGCGGGACAUUUUGAAUCUGGAAAAUAUGGAGGUGGUUCAGGAUCUGGCAGUUUUGGUGCCGGUUCUGAGAGCGGAGCUGGCUUCGGAGUUGGUACAGGAGCUUCUGCUCAAUCUGAAGGUCAGGAAUCUGCCCAUUCAGCUCUCGGAGGAGCCUUGAAACUGGCAUCAGACGGCCUUCAAACAGCCAAUCAAGCUGGUUGUAGCACUUGUGGAAAGAGCAGCUAUGCCCUUAGCAAUGCCAGGAGUCACAGCGGGUCCGCCAUAGCUCUUUCCAUCGGCGGAUAAAUGUACCUGAUUCAAUUAAGAUGUAUCUUUAAACUUUUCGACACGUUUUAAUGUAUCCUUGUUGUAACUGUUUGUAAAAUAUUGUUUUUGUUUUCAUUGUAAAUAUAUCGGUUAUGCUGAAAAUAAACUCUUGCGUUUU
Pectinophora gossypiella (pink bollworm) is the source of this 1574-nucleotide messenger RNA. RefSeq names its product keratin, type I cytoskeletal 9-like. The transcript is spliced from 2 exons. Lineage: Eukaryota; Metazoa; Arthropoda; Insecta; Lepidoptera; Gelechiidae. The coding region runs from base 32 to 1435 and encodes 467 amino acids. The record is from RefSeq and is a predicted model, not a curated record.